ACUAUCGAAUGGGACGAGAAAAUAGAUCGAAAAGGUGUCCCAUCUUCCCCCAUCCCACUUAUAAAGAUAUAUUGUAAUAGCCAGGUAUUACUUGCCUCAAUAAUGCUGCUAAUAUAAACUGAAGUUUAAUUUUUGAAAUGGAAAUUGUGGCACCGCAUAACGGCCAUGGACUUUUGAAUGAAAACAAAUAUAUUCGUGAUGGUUCGAAAACUGUGCUAAACGAAAAGAAUUUUGAUGGAAUAGACUGCGACUACGUCACGCCUAACAACUUGCACAGCACAGUCAAUGACGAUGCAUUCGAAAUCGGGAAACGAUUCAAUCCUAAGCAAACAGAACCUGCUACCGGCACGGUCGAGCCCAAACAGGAUAACGACGUCAUAUCAAAUAAAUUAGGAACAGAAAGCAGGGAUGUGGCGCAGAAGGUUGAGGUAAAAGUUACUUUGCCCACCUUUGAAAUUGAACACUUUCCAAUUCGGGCAAUGCCACCUAUCAAUAACACGUUUCCGAAAUCGAGUGGUUGUUGUUGCAACUGUCACUGCGGCUCCUCGCACAGGCAUGAACUGGAACGAACUGACCAGUUCAGGCGAAGCAUGCUACAACAGCGUAGGUCGUCCCCCAGUGUUCUACGGCAAGGUUUUGAAUUGGGGGAAAGUUUUGACCGAAGAACAUGGACGUUGCCCUCCAUGUUUUCCUCCCAUCCUUACUGGGCUGGAAACACGAAUUUAGUUAUUGCUAAUUCCAACAACAACUGUGCUGUGGUAAGCGACAGGACAGAAACGAACGACAGAGAAAGUGAAAGGCAUGAUUCGACUACCAGUGGGACACCAGAAGGUUAUGGGGUCGAGUCCGGUUCACCCUCGUCCACCAUUAACAAGAAGUGGCAGCUCGGAAUUGUUAAAAACAAAGGCCUGCUGAUGCUUGUACUAACUUUGGUGAUCAUCACAAUUUCAACGUUAACUGCACUCAUAUAUUUUGUCGUGCUUGGAAAUCGUUCAGGAUUCAACCAUGGCGUGACAUCUACACCUUCAAACAUAAGUGUUCCUAAGGUACCAAUCGUGGACAUCAAGCUUAAUCAAACGCUAGUAUGCGGAGUAUUUCCGCAGCAAUAUCUUCCUUCGAGAAGCGUUCAAGGUCGUUCUAGCAACAUAAACACAGGUUUCCAAUUUAAUCCAAUGAUGCCUGAGAAUGAUACAAGAACUAACGUUACCGGUCGAGUCACUGGUUCUACACCAGCCAGUAUAUUGCAGUACCCGUGGCAGACGACAUCUAGCGACGUUAGCCCAACACCGCAUAUUGCUAACUUUCAGCAACCACUGAAUCGCAUGCUCUCUGUCGAGCCACGAGUGAUGGGUGGCCAAGACUCCCAAGUUGGGAGGUUCCUUUGGCAGGUUAGCCUGUGGGCAGAAGGACGAGGAAUGACCUGCGGCGGUUCUAUUAUUCUUAAGAACUGGAUACUGACGGCAGCUCAUUGCACAGCAGCAAAACCAAGAGCCUCAUCCUGGACAGCUUAUGUUGGUAUGUCUGCAUUGUCCCUUAAAGACAACAGUCCAGCACAGAAGCGAGAAAUCUCCCAAAUUAUCCAGAAUAGUUUAUAUGAUGACAUCACCUACGACUACGAUGUCAGUCUUAUGAAACUAAAGAGUGACCUCGUAUUCAAUGACUACGUCCAGCCAAUUUGCCUACCUCCUCCAAACCAUGUAUUCCCUUCCGGAAUGCCGUGUUAUGUCAGCGGUUGGGGAGAGCUUGACGAUUCAGGUAAUUCUCCUCAUCCUGAUGUUUUACAACAUGCGCAAAUAGAUAUCAUCGGCAACGAAACUUGUUCAAGGCCUGAUUGGCUGCAAAAUUUGUUGACAAGCCGAAUGCUAUGCGCUGGAAAAAUUGAAGGGAAAAAAGAUGCAUGUCAGGGAGAUUCCGGUGGCCCUCUGUCAUGCUAUGUGCCAGACGAAGGCGUUUGGAUGUUGGCCGGAAGUGUAAGCUGGGGAAUCGGUUGCGGCCAGCCGAAAUUACCUGGUGUAUACGCACGUAUGACUUUCUUCACUGAAUGGAUUUGGAGAAGCAUUGCUCAAAACGACCAAUCAGUGGUUUAAACGGAAGGAUGACACGCCAAGUAAGCAAUAUACAUCACAUCGUAUCAGGGUCUGGUAGAGUUUACAAAACGACAACUAGAGUUUUCUUGCUUGAUCAACGUACGCCUGUCGCCUUCCAAAAGACAAUUUUUCAUCGUCAGGAUUUGAUAUCAUGGAUUUACUCGUUAUCAGAUCUCCCUGUUUCCCAGUUGCCUAUUAAGAUUUUUAAAUUAAGCACUGUGGCUAUUUUUCUCUUCUUAAAAAUUCACUUGCCGUCGCACUAUUUAAAUUGUGAAACUAGAGUAUCAAUUAAUAAUGAUUUUAGGCUUUACUCAUAAAUGUUUGGAUCUUCACCUCUCAUUGAAAUAUACAACUCGUAAAACGGGAAACCCUUUUAUAU
Ciona intestinalis (vase tunicate) is the source of this 2466-nucleotide messenger RNA. Lineage: Eukaryota; Metazoa; Chordata; Ascidiacea; Phlebobranchia; Cionidae. The record is from RefSeq and is a predicted model, not a curated record.